Molecule: messenger RNA, 4250 nt
Organism: Schistocerca gregaria
Lineage: Eukaryota; Metazoa; Arthropoda; Insecta; Orthoptera; Acrididae
Product: organic cation transporter protein-like
Exons: 14
Coding region: 2392-4032 (546 amino acids)
Biological process (GO): transmembrane transport
Cellular component (GO): membrane
Molecular function (GO): transmembrane transporter activity
Source: RefSeq, a predicted model, not a curated record
UGGAAGCUGUUAUCUGUGUUCCUGACUCCAGUUAAAGGUCGUGGAACCUGGUGAUAUUUACAGAGAGAAUGGUUACUGGAGUGAACAAAAUAUUUUCGUACCGCUACGGAAAUAACCGCUGGCCAUCGGGGGUUUCUGAGUGUUGACAAGUAACGGGACUCUGCUCUCUCCAUUUCUUGUGGUUCUGGAACAGGUGUCACUCUCUUUCUGUCUUUGGUUGUGCUAGGCCGGUAUUACACGAUCAUAUUUUUUCGUCAAAGUUGAAAUGUCAAAUAUUCAUGUCAAAGAAAUUUGAUGCUGUAAUAGAGAAAUGUGUCAAACAUCACCUAUCAGCUACUCAAUAUGAUCAAAUCUAGGGCCUUGCCUAGGUUUGAUCAUACAACUCUUUCGUCUUCUGUUCACUUUAUUGUGAAAUGUAACCAUAUGAAGCGCUGGCGUGGAUACAGUUAUUUGACGUCUUGUAGUGUGUUUGAAAACAUGGCUUCAAAUUUCUCGUGUUCCUUCGACUUUUUUAAAUUUACUUCGACUGGGGUGGAGAGAUUGGGCGUGGAGCAUGCUAUUAAUUGUGUGAUAAUAGGCAGGUGAAAUAUGCUGUAGGCAGAAUCACAGCUAUAGCCAUCCACCUCUUUAAAAAUUCUUUCCUAGCUUUCCAUUCUACUUUGCCUGUUUUUGAACUCUGGAUGCCACAAGUUAAAAAGCACUUCAUCUGUUUCGUACUUUUUAUUAAUUUUGUAGAUGUUGGAACAUUGCAUUAAUUAAAUUAUUGAAAAGUAAAAAUAGUUAUUGUCCACAUAGUGUACUAAACAUUUAUGUACUUUCAUGUAUUCCUCCUUUAGAACCUUAAAAAUCGCUUCACACGUUUCUGGAAUUAUUUUGGUUAAUAUGCAAUGUGAUAUCCGAAUGCUGUGUUGUAAACUAGAAUACGUCUGUCAUGUAUCCAGAAAUCACAGUGCUAGUUUGCCUGUCUUGUGCAGAAAUAGCAUUUCUCAAGAGAGUAUUCUGUUUUGUAAUUUGAGAAGCCACUUUAGUGAGCAACUACACCAUCAAUUCGGAAGUCGGAUGGUUGAUUUGGGUAAUUUGCAUAUUAAGAAUUGACUUCCUGCAGCUCUAGUAGCAAAUUUUGGUGAGUGCUUUUAUCAUCUUGACAUAAUACCUAUGGAUUCACCUAAGGAUUGGAGCGCACAAUAACAAGUUGUUGUCUGCCUUCUUGAAAUUUGACGAAAAAUAUGACGACAGUGUAAUACUCCUUUUUAGCACCACGUCAAAAAUCUUUGUCAAAGAAAUUUGACAGUGUAAUUCUGGCCUUAUAAGAUGUUGACCUCGUUUCAUGCUCUUGUUUUUCUCUCUGCCUUUAACACUAGGCUAGUAGUAUGAGCAUUUAUACUUGAAAAGCUAUGAAAUAUGAUUUAUUGUGGGAGCCCUAUCUGGCUACCCAAUGUUAAGAACAACAUAUUGUAGGAUGAGCCCUGUGAGAUCGAGUGUUAUGAUAGCAUGUUUCAUCAACUUGAGGACAUUCACGAAAUGUCAUUCCUACAGACCUGUGCCUUUAAGCCGUGUACAGAUGAGGAUACAUCUUGUUGUGCCACUAAUGGUGCAAUAAGAUGGUACAACUUCCUGUUCCAAUUGCAUGCCAUCUGGUAGCUGCGUUUGUUCGUAUAAUGACUGCAGAUGGCACAAAAUUAUUUUAUAAAAUAGAUGAUGAUGAACUAAGAGUUGCAGCUGCUGCUUUUGCAGUCGUUAUUGCAGUAAUAUCUUGGGGACAUUGAUGAGGAAAUUUACGUUGGCAUGAUAGAAGCUGGUGCAGUCAUUAAUGCACUAAUAUCUCGGCGACGACGAAGAAAUUUAUGUUGGCAUGAUAGAAGAUGGAGUAGGUCUCGGAUUUUAAGAUGUGACGGUGGCAUUCGGGAAUUGUUCUGCCUAUUACAUAAUCAACUGAGCUUGGAGGGCAGGGAAUCAUAUAAAAUUUUUCUGAGAAUGCGUGAGACAGAAUUCUUCGAACUGCUUCGUUCAUUAAUCCAAGAAUAACGAAGCAAAACACAGUUAUGCAUGAAUGUAUCUCAGCUUCAAAGAUGUCAGUUAAUUCUAACACUGAGAUUUCUAGCUACUGGAUAAAGCUACAGAAGCCUAAUGUUUCAUUCAGAAUACUAGUAAGACUUAUAUCCCGAAUUAUUCCUGAAUCUUGAGACACAAUUUACCAGUGCUUGAAGGGUUUAUAUAUGGAGAUGCCAUCAACAGAAAGUGAAUGGAAACAUAUCUCAAAACAGUUCCAUGACAUGUGGAACUUUCCAGAUUGUCUUAGUGCUUUAGACGGGAAGCGUAUGGAAUUCCGACUACCAAGAUGAAUGGGAUCAUACUACCACAAUUACAAAGGAGAAUUAAUAUACUGAAAAAAUGGCUUAUGAUGAUAUUUUGAAGUACUUGGGAGAGUCUGGACGUUACCAAAAGCGUAUUUAUAUCUUCCUCAGUUUGCCUGUGAUAUUUUGUGCUACACACGAAGUGGCAAAUGUUUUCCUACAAGCUAAAACAAAACAUAGGUGCCGUCUUCCUUAUGAAAUGGAAAAUAGUACAUAUGUUUUGCCACCUGAGGUAAUUAAUAUGACAAUUCCAUGGGAUACUGCAGCAAAGAGAUGGUCACCUUGUCAGCGGUUAGAUGCAAAUUUCACCCAAGAAUAUUUUGAUGCAAGAUUACCAACAAAUAACACUGUGGAUUGUGACAGUUGGAUAUAUGACACAACGACUUACAAGAGCAGUGCCGUAAUGGAGUUUAACCUAGUCUGUGAAUAUGCAUGGUUAAGUGCAACUGCUGAUUCAAUGUUCAUGGUUGGAGUUCUUCUUGGCUCUAUAAUAUUUGGUGACUUGUCAGACAGAUUUGGGCGGAAAUCAAUUUUCUUCAUCUCCCUUGCCCUCCAGGUAAUUGGUGGAAUUGGAGCUGCAGUUCUACCAAAUUAUUCUUCAUAUGUUGCAGCUAGAAUGUUGAUUGGUGCUACUACUUCUGGAAUGUUUUUGGUAGCCUAUGUUAUAGCAAUGGAAAUGGUUGGUCCAAGCAAAAGAAUGGUUGCUGGUUUGUUGUGCCAAGUGUUUGGUACAACUGGAUACUUGCUGACUGGAUUCUUUGCUUACUUUAUAAAGGAAUGGAGAAUUCUGCAAACAGCAUUUUCAGUUCCUGAAGUGCUUUUCCUAUUUUACUGGUGGUUCAUACCAGAAUCAGUCAGAUGGUUACUCACAAAAGGCAAAACUGAUGAAGCUAAGCACUUGAUUCUCAAGGUAGCCAAGGAGAAUAAAGCAGAUGUUCCAGAUGAUGUCCUGGACAAACUACUACAAGAAGAGAAAGUUCAGGCACAGACUGCAGCUGCUGUUCAAAAGCCAUCUCUGCUGGAUCUAAUGAGAAACAGCAAUUUAAGGAAGAAAUCAUUAAAUAUAUUUUUCCAGUGGUUUGUCAUAAGUGGCACGUAUUGGGGUUUGUCAUGGAACACAUCAAAUCUUGGAGGAAAUGAUUAUCUAAAUUUUUUCAUGGCGGGAGCAGUAGAGUUUCCAGCAAAUAUAAUUUUACUGUUUACUCUGAAUAGAUGGGGUCGUAAAACAUUGAUGUGUGGAACAAUGCUUCUAGCUGGUGCUGCGCUCCUUUUAACACUUUUUGUGCCUCAUAAUAUGACAUGGCUGAUAAUUACAUUUGCCAUGAUUGGAAAGCUUGGGAUAACUGCAGCAUAUGGUACAUUGUACAUAUUCUCAACAGAACAGUUUCCAACUGUUAUUCGUAAUGUUGCUCUCGGUGCUAGCUCAACAUGUGCUAGAGUGGGAGGCAUACUUGCACCAUAUGUUAAUCUUUUGGCUCAAUACUGGCGGCCACUACCGUUGGUGAUAUUUGGUGCUCUAUCUUUGGCAGCAGGAGCUACUGCACUUUUACUUCCAGAAACAAUGAAUCAGAACUUACCAGACACUAUAGCAGAAGGAGAAAAUUUUGGAAAGCUAACCAAUGAUAAACAAGACAUUAAUGGUGAUGUCCUUUUGGAGACCAAGGAGACUGAGGAAUGAAAGACAUGAAAAUUUGUGAAUUAUAUGCGCUGAUGAACAUUGUACACAAAGCACUCGUUGUGUUAUACUAAGGUAUAACACAAAUGUGUAAAAUGGCAAAAAUACUUAAUUUAGUGGUCUUUCAAUUGCUGAUAUGUGCUCACUGUAUUUACAUUGUUCAGAUAUCUCAUGCCAUUUUGUAUGAUCAUCUUUGAAUUAUAUGUCAGCCACAACUUUUA